AUUUUAAAAGUAGUCGUACCAUACCGUAAACGUACGAGAACAAAUCGAUUAAGUUUUGGCAUAAAAUUCUCAAACUUGGCAGCAUUUGUUAGCAGCCCUGUUUCUAGACGAAAAUAAAGUGUUUCCCUAAACUAUCUACAAAAUUUGAAAGGUAAAAUCUAAAAUAACUAGCAGUUUAGUAAUUUUAAAAUGAAAUAUAUAAAUUGCGAGGUUGACGUGAGAGCUUUAGUUACAACUCCCGGAUGAUAUAUUUACAUUAAUAACUUCUACAAUGUCUUCCAACGGCGAAGCUUGUAUAAUAUGUAAUGUAGCAUGGGUUCCAGAUACAGAUUACAUCGAAAUAUUCGGUGCUGAUUCCAAUAGAGAAUCAGAUCUUCACGUAGCAUCACUAGUUUUCAAAUUACUGGACAAAGAAAUAAAAGAGGAACCAAACGGUCCACAACUAAUAUGUAAAAAAUGUUUUUCACUUAUUUCUGAACUUGAUGAAUUGCACACAAGGGUAACGGAAAUCAAAAGUGAAAUAUUUGAUAGCAACAAAAUAAAAGAAGAAAAUGAUUCACAAGAAACUCAAUCGGAAUGCGGGACUGAAAAUUUUCCCCAAAAAAUGUUAUUUAUACCAUCAUCUGAUGAAGAUUCAACACAGGUUUCCACAGAAAAAAAUUGUUUUGAAAAUAUCCAAUUGGAAUUUGUUAAAAUGCAUGGUAUUGAUUUAGAAACAGGUAUAGAACAACCAAGAGAAAAUACUGAUAUGGAAAUUGAUACAAACAUAGAAUAUCAACAAUUUUCAGCAGACGAAGGCGAGAUUUUAGAUGCAGGGGCAAUGGAGAAUUCUUCAGAUUCUGAUUAUGAACCAUCAAAUAUCUCUUCCUCACUUAUACAGUCUUCUCUGAUGGGAGUUGAUAAAGAGAUAACAUUAAAGUUAGAGGAUUCUGAUGUAACAAUGAAAACAUCAGGCAAUUCAGAUAAGAAACCAAUUAUAUUAAGAAAGAAAAUGUCAACGAUGCCUUUAGAAAUAAAGCUCGAAGAAAAAAAAUCAGAAACAACGAUUGCUCUACCAGUAGUAUCUAAAGAUGGCGACUUAUAUACUUGUCUAUUAUGCCAAGGAGAUCAGACAGUAGCUGGAGAAUCCAAAGCCAUUGUAAUACACGUUAAAGAAGCACAUGGUGUUCGUUUGUACAUAUGUGACGUUUGCGGUCAAGAUUUUUCAAAAAGAAACGAACUCUCUGCACAUUUCGACGAACAUGUCGCUUCCGAAGAAGGAGAUUUCCAAUGUGAAAUUUGUAACAGAAUUUUCAGUAAUUUGAGAUUGUUUCGCAUCCAUAAAAGAAUGCACUAUCCGCAAACAAAAGCUUGGGUAUGCGAGACAUGUGGGAAAAAGUAUAGCAGCAAAAAUCUCCUAGAAGAACAUGUCAAUACACAUUUAGGUGUCCGUCCUUACAUAUGCGAAGUAUGCGGUAAGGAUUUUGCUAGCAAAUACACUUACAAAGCUCAUGAAAAAACCCAUGAAUUUAGACCACGACCUUAUAAAUGUUCUCAGUGUGACAAAUCCUUUCUUAGUCAACAAAAUCUCACACAACAUGAACGAACUCAUCUUGGAAUGAAGGAAUAUGCAUGUCAAUUAUGUGGUAAACAAUUUGGUUCAUCCCAUAAUCUAGAAGUACAUUCCAUAGUUCAUACAGGAUAUAAACCAUUCGUUUGUGGUUUAUGCGGAAAGGCGUUUGCAAGGAAAGCGGAAAUAAGAGAUCAUGAAAGGACUCACACUGGUGAAAGACCUUACCAAUGUGAAUUUUGUGGUGCGACUUUUAGUCAAAGAUCAAAUUUACAAUCUCAUAAAAGAGCAACUCAUUACGAUGAUAAAAGAUAUCAAUGUACAAUUUGCAGUAAAGGAUUUAAAAGGAGACGACUUUUAGAUUACCAUAUCAAAGCAGCUCACACAGGAGAAAGACCAUUUAAAUGCGAAAUUUGUGAAGCAACUUUUGUUUAUCCAGAACAUUUUAAAAAACAUCGUAGAAUUCAUACAGGGGAAAAGCCUUUCCUUUGUGAAGUGUGCGGUAAAGCGUUCAAUAGCAGAGACAAUCGCAAUGCUCACAGGUUCAUUCAUUCAGAUAAAAAACCAUAUGAAUGUUUGGUAUGUGGUGCUGGAUUUAUGAGGAAACCGUUACUGUAUCAGCAUAUGCAGAAUCAAGGACACUUGAAUGAUACAAUUGUAGUUAAUCAACCUAGACUCACAACUGAAGAUGAUCAAUUAGUAACUGUGAACUCAGCAGGAGAAAUGGAAAUUUUGGACACUGCUACCGAUGGAAAAUUGUACAUCCAAGACCAAGACGGUACUGAGCAUAUAAUAAUAGACGGACAACAAAUUAGUUUUGCUGAAGUUGGUAGUGAAGGAGAUAACGAAGAAGCCAUAGAGCAAAUCGAACAUGUAAUUGCUGAUCAAACUGAUGAUGAUUGUGAAGAAAUAAUCUCAAGCGACGCAUUAGCUAGUGGGGAAACCCAAAUCAUCGAGACUCCAGAUGGUCCUAUCCAAUUAGUUAAAGUAAGAAUUCCCAAUGAAAAUGGAGAAGAGGAAGAGGCAUGGAUUAAAAUAGUUCCCGAAUAGAUAGUAGGCAUUAUGAUAUUAAUUAAUAUUUUUUUUUUAGUUAAUAUUGAAAAUGUUUGAAUAAACAUGUUGUACAGUAAAUAAAUUGAUUUAUUAAAAA
Molecule: messenger RNA, 2699 nt
Organism: Diorhabda carinulata
Lineage: Eukaryota; Metazoa; Arthropoda; Insecta; Coleoptera; Chrysomelidae
Product: zinc finger protein 260-like
Exons: 10
Coding region: 272-2599 (775 amino acids)
Cellular component (GO): nucleus
Molecular function (GO): zinc ion binding
Source: RefSeq, a predicted model, not a curated record